This is a messenger RNA of Calidris pugnax (ruff), 1605 nucleotides long. RefSeq names its product sorting nexin family member 21 (gene SNX21). Gene Ontology annotation, molecular function: protein binding; phosphatidylinositol phosphate binding. Gene Ontology annotation, biological process: protein transport. NCBI's taxonomy places the organism in Eukaryota, Metazoa, Chordata, Aves, Charadriiformes, Scolopacidae. The transcript is spliced from 4 exons. Gene Ontology annotation, cellular component: early endosome membrane. The record is from RefSeq and is a predicted model, not a curated record. The coding region runs from base 92 to 1198 and encodes 368 amino acids.
GGAGGAUCCCGGGACGAGCCGCGGCGGAGCAGCCAUCGCUCGGCACCGCCCGGCUCGGCAGGGCCCGGGCCAGCACGCUGGGCCGGACGGGAUGGCCGCCCGCAUCCUGCACCGCCUGCGGCACGCACUGGCCGGUGAAGGCGGCCGGGAGGAAAGGGUGCGUGGCGGCUCCGAGGCCGAAGAGUUCCCGGAGAGCUCGGAGCUGGAGGACGACACGGAGGGGCUGUCGACGCGCCUCAGCGGCACCCUGAGCUUCACCAGCCAGGAGGAGGAGGAAGAAGACGAGGAGAACGAAGAGGAGGAGGGUGCUGGAGAGGAGCUGGGGGAGCCACCGCAGGCGACGGGGGCGGCAGCGGGUGCGGAGGACGGAGAGUGGGGUCCCGCGGCGGAGCGCCCCGGCAGCAGCCUGCUGACCCGGCAACUGCAGGAGCUGUGGAGGAAGUCGCGGGGCAGCCUGGCACCCCAGCGGCUGCUCUUCGAGGUCACCAGCGCCAGCGUGGUCAGCGAUCGCUCCUCCAAGUACGUGCUCUACACCAUCUACCUGAUCCGCUCCGGCCGGUUCGACAAGGCCCCCGCCGCCAUCACCCGGCGCUACUCGGACUUCGAGCGGCUGAACCGCCGCCUGCGCUGCCGCUUCGGCGUCGACAUGGCCGGCAUCGCCUUCCCCAGGAAGAGGCUGCGCCGGAAUUUCACCGCCGAGACCAUCGCCAAGAGAAGCCGAGCCUUCGAGCAGUUCCUGUCCCACCUGCACUCCAUCCCCGAGAUCCGCCGCUCCCCCGAGUUCCUCGAGUUCUUCUUCCUGCAGGACCUGCGAACUGCCCAGCGCCUGACCUGCACCGGGAUGUACCGCGAGGCCCUGGCCACCUGGGCCAACGCCUACCGGCUGCAGGACCGGCUGGGGGUCUGCAGCUCCGGCCGCUUCCUCCUGACGCUGGCCGGGCUGGCUGUCUGCCACCAGGAGCUGGAUGAGCUCGGGGAGGCCCACGGUUGCUGCGAGCAGGCGCUGCAGCUGCUGGAAGCCCAAGGUAGCCACCCGCUGCUGGGGCCCUUCCUACAGGCCCACGUCCACCUGGCCUGGAAGGUGGGCAAGGACAAGCGGCGCUCGGAAGCCCGGCUGCAGGACCUGCGGGAGGCCGGGCCGCCCCUGCAUCAGCAGCCCACCCUGAAGGAGUGUUUGAUCAAGGAGCCUCUGGAGUGAGUGUCCCCACGCUGGCAGGAGGGCAGGGGGUCCCGUGGGGCUCGUGGCCGGGGAGGGGAGCGAGGGCGAUGCUGCAGGUGGGGAUGGGGCAGGGAGGCAGUGCUGGAUCCCGCCGGCAGCACGGCCCACACCCCGGAGCUGCCUUGAAAAUGCACUUUUUUUGUGUGGUUAGUCCGUCCCGUGGGGCCGGGUGUUCAUGGGUGCUCAUCACCCACACCAGCACUGCCGGGAGCUGGCUCCCCCACUGCGAGGGGGCUUCCAGAGUGGACGGGACUUUAGCUGGGACAUACUGGCACUACAUAAGGGAACGGGAAGGCCGCUGGCAGGGUCCGGGGCUCUUGCCAGGAACUUCCCAUAAAACUUCUAUAAUAAAAAUGGCUUUAUUUAAUAAAGUCUUGGUAGGAAGA